AUGUAUAAGAACCAGCUGCAGGAGCUUGCACAGAGAAGCUGUUUCAACCUGCCUUCAUAUUCUUGCAUCAGAGAAGGACCAGAUCAUGCACCAAGAUUCAAAGCUUCUGUUAACUUCAACGGUGAGAUCUUCGAGAGCCCAAACUACUGCACCACACUGAGGCAAGCAGAGCAUUCUGCUGCUGAAGUAGCCCUCAAUGUUCUUUCCACUAGAGGCCCUUCAAGGUCCUUAACUGCAAGAGUUCUUGAUGAAACUGGAAUUUAUAAAAACCUGCUUCAAGAAACUGCUCACAGAGCUGGGCUGAAGCUGCCUGUUUACACUACUGUGAGAUCAGGGCCUGGGCAUGUCCCAACUUUCACUUGUAGUGUAGAGCUUGCUGGCAUGAAUUUUAAUGGAGAGGCAGCAAAAACCAAGAAGCAAGCUGAGAAGAAUGCUGCAAUUGCUGCCUGGUCUGCCUUGAAAAGAAAUUUGGGGUCAGUUUCACUAAUGACAAACAAAGAAGGAGAAAGUGGUGGUGAUCAAGAACAGCAGGAGCAGGCAGUUGUGACUAGGCUGCUCUCAAAUUUUAGACUCUCAAGCAAAGAAGAAUAUAGCAGACAGUUGAGGAGGAAACCAGAUCAUCAACAAACUCAAGCAAGGAGACGAACUGUGAGGGGUGCUAAUAAUCAUAGUCAUAUUCAUAGGGACAACAAUGCCUCCACUUCCAACUCUCUAGUACAGAAUCUACAGCACUGGAGGCUCAUAGAUGAAAUGCUAACAGAUUUGGUUCCUCGAGUUUCUAGUACUUCACAGAAACAAAGCAGUUUUGCGUCUCUUCUUCCUCCACCGCCACCACGAAUGGAGUCCAAGAUUUUGCCACCAACAGCUACACUCAACAGCAAAUCAGACAAUUCCUCCUACUACAAUUCCAGUUAUAAUAGGCCUAUUCCUGUCCAAAUGAGAGGUAGUAGUAGUAGGUCGCAGGUUGUUCCACCUCCAUUGGAAGAGCACCAAAAGGAUGAGGAAGAAUGGCUUGGUGUGAAGUCAGAUAUCUUGAUCGGUAAAAAGACCACUAGUGAAAAGGAAAGUCAUAGUCCUAGCCAUAGUAACUACUUUUCGAAUCCAAGCAGACCUGCAUUUGGUUCCAGUUGUGCUUACAGCAGGCAAUUUCCAAUGUCACCGAAUCCAAUUAAAGCUCCAAAUACUAGUGCAAGUUCAAGUUCAAGUUCCCUCCUGGGCAGAAGAAGCAUGUACAGUCAAGGGUUCAACCCAUAUAGUCAUAGGGUUGCCCCAGCAGUUCAAAUAAGAUCAGUGAUUCCUGUUUGUGCAGCACCACCUGUAGCAGUGAGGCCCCCAUCAGCAGUAACUCCAUCAAACCCGCCACCAGCUUUACCAACAUUACCGAGAAUGAAAGAAAAUACUAACGGUACUACUAGUGCUAGUACUAGUUCACAACCAGCAGCAACAGCAGUGUUGAGUCUUGAAAGAAAGUGA
This is a messenger RNA of Fragaria vesca subsp. vesca, 1473 nucleotides long. Its product is annotated as double-stranded RNA-binding protein 5-like. The coding region runs from base 1 to 1473 and encodes 490 amino acids. The record is from RefSeq and is a predicted model, not a curated record. Gene Ontology annotation, molecular function: double-stranded RNA binding. The transcript is spliced from 3 exons. NCBI's taxonomy places the organism in Eukaryota, Viridiplantae, Streptophyta, Magnoliopsida, Rosales, Rosaceae.